Molecule: messenger RNA, 1392 nt
Organism: Linnemannia hyalina
Lineage: Eukaryota; Fungi; Mortierellomycota; Mortierellomycetes; Mortierellales; Mortierellaceae
Source: the annotation of a GenBank genome assembly
AUGAAGAACAUGGGGAGGGCAUCAUCCUCGACCAAAGACAGGCGAAUCUCGCUUGAGGCUCAUUCAGACAAUUACAUCAUCGUCGACAAUCGCCCCAUGCCUGUAUUCUUCAGUAAUCUCGAGGUCCCUGCUGUUAUCCGUGCCACUGUCACUUUUGAGAACGACCAGGACUGUCAGGGCCAAGAUGUGGAGAUCAAGUACAACGCUGCCGUUGUCUAUGAAGUGACAACGAUGACAUCUUUCCAAGCCAAGAGCAAACUUCAACACAACCUCCAACGGAAGCGCUGGACCAUGAGCGACCUCGUCCGCCCAACCCCUGGCACCAUCGCCGCAGGAAGAUACACAAAGACCGUCACCGCAACCAUCGACCCCCUCUGGCCCUCCUCCGGCGUCACAUCAGCCAGCGUCAAAGGGAUGGGAUGGGUCCGUUACACCUUCGAGGCCUCAUUCGUCAAGAUGUUCAUGGGCGUCUUGUCUCCUAUCCUGGUCACCCUGCCAUACGAAGUCUGGGUCGUCAAUUCCAUUCUACCCUCAGAAGCCGGUGUUCCCUCAAGCGUUCCCAAACCCCUGACUGCCUAUGUACCGGGCAAGAAACCCGACCUCCCUGUCUCACUCACCAUCCCCAACCAGACUUUGCAGUUUCAUGAGCAGGUGCCCCUCACAGUCCGUGUGGAACCCUUCCGGAAGGGCAGUAAGAGGUUUGGACAGAACAUUGUGGUUCUCUCGGCUGGGUUCUCGGUGAAGGAGAAGGUUCAAGGGUGGAGCAGGGUUUCUGCCGGGGUCGACGUUAACCAUUCUACAGAUGUGACCCAGAUUGCGAUCCGUGAUGGGUGGCCUCAGAACACUGUUGGAGGAUGGACACGGACGGUCAGUAUUACCUUGCCGACCGCGCCCGAGAUCAAUGCCUCGAUGACUACCAAGGUCAUGGAUAUUUCGCACUUGGUUUUGUUUACUAUGAAGUACAAGGCUGAGAACGAUAGUGAUAUGAAAGCCCAAGAGAUCACCGUUGAAGUUCCUCGCCGCAAUAUUCAGGCACAGGACGACUUCUUGCCCACCUACAGCGCCACAGACGCUCAAGCCUACCAACAGAAACACAUUGGUGAUGAGAAGUACCAGCCUCACUACUCCCGUGAAGACAAGUUGUCGUUGGCAACGGUCAAGAAGGAGCCCAAGGUCAAGGAUCUACAAAUCCAUAUUGUAACCGGCACCUGCUCAACAAUAACUACAGUCGGCAAGGAGCCAUUACCGCUUCUUCACGUAUCACACGACAACCCUGGAAUCAUUGACGCCACGGCCACAUUUGAGCUUGACGAAGUCUGGACAGCAGACGAGGUGACUCUCACCUUCAGAGCCAUUUGUAAUUCGAGGACUUAUGGCACUGGUACUAAGUAA